This is a messenger RNA of Branchiostoma floridae (Florida lancelet), 954 nucleotides long. RefSeq names its product very-long-chain (3R)-3-hydroxyacyl-CoA dehydratase 2-like. The transcript is spliced from 7 exons. Gene Ontology annotation, biological process: sphingolipid biosynthetic process; very long-chain fatty acid biosynthetic process; fatty acid elongation. NCBI's taxonomy places the organism in Eukaryota, Metazoa, Chordata, Leptocardii, Amphioxiformes, Branchiostomatidae. Bases 42 to 770 code for a protein of 242 amino acids. Gene Ontology annotation, molecular function: 3-hydroxyacyl-CoA dehydratase activity. The record is from RefSeq and is a predicted model, not a curated record. Gene Ontology annotation, cellular component: endoplasmic reticulum membrane.
GGGCCGUUCAAGUGUGGUAGUCCCAAAGGUAACCGCCAGCAAUGGGGAAGGACAGAAAAACGGAGCGGGUGUCCGGCAGGACUCGGUCACCUCUCGGACCAAUCGCCCGGUCAUGGCUGGUUUUCUACAACGCUGCCAAUGCAAUCGGGUGGUCAUACGUGUUGUUCCUUUUCGUCCGCCAUCUUCUACACACCCUUCCUUCCCCCACCUGGUACGAGGGUGUGUAUGGGGCCGUCAAGGAUCCACUGAAGGCAUUUCUUCCACUAAGCUUUAUCUUUGAAGUUCUGCAUGCGGCUACAGGACUCGUCCCGUCCGGCGUCGUUCCCACCGCCCUGCAGAUGUUUGCUAGGGUUUUUAUAGUGUGGGGCGUGGCUCAUCUCGUUCCCAAGGUGCAGACGACCUUGUACAUCUCUCUGGUGGUCUUGCCAUGGUGUCUGUGUGAGGUGACCAGGUAUCCCUACUACGUCACAAAUGUCCUGGGGGUCAAGUCAGACGUGCUGCUCUGGUGCAGGUACACAUUCUUCAUAGUGCUGUAUCCACUGGGUGCAUUCGGUGAGGUGCUGACCAUGUACGCAGCUUUGGGCCCCAUCAAAGAGGGCGAUCUUCACCUUGCAGGGAUUCCAUCAAGCCUCCAGGGGGCGUUCCAGUUUUACUACUACGUCAUUGUAGUAUUUCUACUGGGCUGGGCGCCAUGCUGGUGGCCGAUAUACAAGCACAUGUUCCGACAGAGGGAGAAAGCGUUGGGCAGUCCCAGAACGAAGGAGGAAUAAACUAGAACAAAUUAAAGCAAAUCGACGUGCCAAGAAAAUUUGUCGUUUUCAUCAACUUAGAAAUGACAUUGAUUCUGAUUCAUCUGUAGUGAAUGAUUUUCAAAUUGGUUGAUUGCAGUUUGAUAUUUGCUUGUAUGAUUGUUUGCAAGUUUGACUUCAGAAAUAUGAUACAAAUGUCCUGAGA